This is a messenger RNA of Lindgomyces ingoldianus, 2684 nucleotides long. RefSeq lists its product as uncharacterized. The record is from RefSeq and is a predicted model, not a curated record. Lineage: Eukaryota; Fungi; Ascomycota; Dothideomycetes; Pleosporales; Lindgomycetaceae. Bases 422 to 2278 code for a protein of 618 amino acids. The transcript is spliced from 3 exons.
GCAUCUGCAUGCGGGCCCUCAUUGAUCCAUCGCCAGUCAAACCUCAACACCAAUAGUUCUAUUCAUUUCCUUGCCCGGUUGUUUGUUGCUCCUCUACAAGUUGCGCACCGAACACUCCCACGCCUUCUGGAAGACGCAAGGUGGCUGCUCGUCCACAAGGCUGAGGCGUGACCACCGGCGCCAGUCCGCCCACCUCCCAGAUAUAUCUCGGUCGCGCCUGGCGAGUCUUUUGGUGAAUCUUCUGGCGCCCUUUCCCUCAAUCUACUCACCCCAGCCUCGCCUGUACCCCGUGAUGCUGCAAGAGUAGCGCUCUGUCACUCUGCACGGGACGCGCCGUCAUCCCAUCAGACUUCAACCCCCACCAUCCGACUAGUCGGCGUCAUCGCAAGUCGACCCAGUAGUCCCGGCACAAGACAUCGUCAUGGCUGCAUAUGACGGCUAUCGCAGCCAGCCCGACCAUCACCAAGCACCGUACUCGUCUUCAUACGACCCAAGCUACGACUCGCGGUCGUUUUCGUCCUCAUACCACCAAAAUGCGCACUAUCACGAACCGCCCAGCCCGCGAUCGCGUGCCUCCUCCAACGCUCCAUCCGACGGCCUGCCCCAGCCUGGCCACCAGCCGCUCAAUAAUGCGCUCAGCAAUGCCUUCGACCGGUCGGACACGGCGAGGACUGUCGACCCAGAUCUUAUUGCCCAGAUCACGGCCGAGGUGAAGAGGUCCGUUUUGGACGAGAUCAAACUGAACGGCGUGGAUGGUGUCACAGGUCAGGCCCAGCCUACACCGCCGCAACACAUCCCACAGUCGCCCACCUCCACGUCUGCAUCUUUCCACUCCCGAAACGUGUACACUCCACCGUCCCCGAAACACCACGACUACUCCUCCCACGGCUCUGACUCUCCUGAUCCCCUAGCUCGAGAUUCCAUGUUUGAUGGGUCUGGCGAUACCCCAACCCCCCGCCACGAACGGAGCGCCCCCGUAGACAUUCCCACGGAUAGGGCUCCCAGGUCUAGACCUCCACCUGCCCAAAGGAUGUCCCAAGAAGGCGAUUUCACUCCAAUCGAGAAGAUGUGGCAACGUUUAUUUGACCCUCAAGGGCAGCCUGUGCCACGACUUGGACAGUUCCUCCGGGGAUUGGCAGUCUACUUGAUUGAUGACUACGAACCAAAGAAGAGUCUGGUCAUCUCGCCCUCAAAAAUGCUCAAAUUCUAUAAUGACGUCAAGCUCCCUGAGGAAAUCUACCCAUGGCACUCUAUCUUUGGUAGGCUGUCGUAUCCGAAGCUUUGCAAAAUCUACCGCGAGAUGCGAUGUCAGCACCACCUCAUCCAGGAACAUAGUGCGGGCGAGCCUCGUGUCCCUGCCCUGACCCCGGAAGGCUUUCAAGAAUGGAUGACUACCAUGAUCCAAGCUUACCCAGAUAACGAGUAUAAGCGACUGUCAAAGGCUGUUCUAGACCUUCCCAUUAGUAACGCGGACGACGCUAAAGAACGUUUCCCAAAGGAACUCCCCCGGCGGCUGUUCCCGUACCAAGAAAAUCUCCAUGCACAGCAGCGUUGCGCAGCAGCUCUCUCCGCUGAGGGUGUCGGUCCGCUCCGCAAAGCGCCGACAUUCCCCCCACCCCCGCCCAUGGGUCCGAGCAGUGGGCCAACGCCAGGUCUGGAUCGUGAACGCAGUCCCUAUGCUACCCAGCCAGACUCGAGAGCGAUAGAGUCGGAUGACGAUGAGACGCCACUCUCCAUGCCGCUCGAGCGUGAGCGGAAGCCAUACUCUUCUGUGCCUGGGGGUGGAAAGAUCUACGAAGAUGGUCUUAGUCGGAGCAUGCAGUCAGAUACUGUCUUGCACAGCCCUCGCCAUCGCACUCAAUCCACAGCCAGCCAGAGCCAGUGGGUUCCACCCACAAUUGGUUCUCACCAUCAGAAUCACCCUCGUACUGGCUCGCAUGUUAAUAGUCGUCGACCCAGAAGCCCAAGCUUCUCAAACUAUGGCACAAGGUCAGAUCCAAGCGUACGGGACAUCCCUGGCAGCUACUUCUCCUCCAACAUGUACGAUUCUGAGGAAGAAAAUCGCAGAUUCGCCAAAGACGCCGAGAUGAAGCGCAAUGAUUGGGCUCGACGUCAAGCUGAGGAAGAUUCAUCCGGAGUACCACGAAGAAGCACCAUGAAUUCGACUGACAACUCUUACUCUUCACAAGCUCGGCCUAUGUACGAUACUGACUACUACCGCGACAGAGGUGGAAGCAAUGGAUACGAUGAUAGAGGCUAUGAGCCUCGAAGGUAUUAAUCCAGAUUGUCAAAAAAAGACAGCCCUGGUGGACGAAACCUUAAUGACGUUACGACCAAAUACCCUCAAGUUUCUUCGACUGGUUUUCAGUUUCACUACCGUCACUCGUUCUAUCAGGUCCAUUUUGUAUUUCAGAAUAGUUCGGAAUAGUGGGGUUUGAUGCAUUGGGCACCUCAUGUAGAAAGAUUGGAUUAUUAUAUACCAGGUUCUUUAGGUUUUGCGGAGGAUCUAGCUCUUAACAUACCCCUUUUGCAUAUUUGUAUAACUGGAGGGGACUCUUUGCUAGUCUUUGUCUUCUCGCCAUUGUAUUUUGAUGUGUAUUAUUCAAAUCUGUUGUUCCUGCGUAGAGCGUGCUAUUAAGCCGAGGGAAAGGGGCAAUAAGGUAGUUAAAACAUAAAUAAUAAUC